Molecule: messenger RNA, 462 nt
Organism: Blepharisma stoltei
Lineage: Eukaryota; Ciliophora; Heterotrichea; Heterotrichida; Blepharismidae
Source: the annotation of a GenBank genome assembly
AUGCAGCCAAACAUUUGUGAUAUAUGCCAUAAUCCAUGCCUCUCUUAUCGAAAUGGAGGAUCUAUGUUUCUACGUUGUACUUUAUGCAAUUUAAGUUUUUCAAUUCGAAGAAGAUCCAUAUUUUCCCAAUCAAGACUCUCAAUAAGCAAGAUGGUUAGGUUAAUUUUCCAUUGUUUCGUCCGAGAACAGUCCAUGAUAACUAUUGUUGAAGACAGCGAAAUAUCAAAAGAUGCUGCUAUAAAGCUGUUUAAAAAGCUGAGAGCUUUAAUAAGUGAACAUGAGAUUGAAAAUUAUUUUACUGAUAAUCAGCUUGGAAUAGAAGAUGAAAAUGGGCAAGAUCAUCCAACUGUAGAACUUGAUGAAACUCAUAUUAUGACUAUGGAUCAUGAUCCCAAAUGGCUAUUCGGAAUUUUUGACAGAGGAGAGCAGAAGACUAUAGAUUUACUAUGUAGGCAACGAUAG